GACUUUGUCACAACUUUGGAUCACCAUUAUCUUGUCAUGGAACAUAUCAGCGGCACUCCCUUACUUUUCCAUAUAAUCCGGCAACACUAUUUAUCCGAAGUAUCUGCACGACGCUACGCUCAUCAAGUCUGGCGCAUUCUGGAUUAUCUCCAUGGCCAUGCUAUUGUGCAUCUCGACGUUCGAAUUGAUAAUCUGAUCCUCGCGCAGAACGGCCAGGUCAAGCUACUGGACUUUAGCGCUGCAUCAAUUUGUGUUGAUCAACUACUGGACAAGCGCAAAUACAUGUGUCGAUCCAUCCAUUAUACAGCACCAGAAUUGUUGGAUACCGUGAGCGAGACGUACGAAGGCCCGCCCGUAGAUGUAUGGAACUUUGGUGUCUUGAUUUAUAUCAUGGUGACUGGAGGAAUGCCGUUCGAGGGCUAUUCACCUGAACAAGUCAGCCAGCGGAUUCUGGACAAAGAUCAUGUUCAAUUUCCAGAUAGACUUAGUCCGGAAUGCCGUGAUCUGCUCCAAUCCAUGCUAACGAUCGAUCCAGGCCGACGGAUCACGCUUGCUCAAGUGGCUCAGCAUCCUUGGUUCCGCAGUUUACCGCCGGCCAGUGACAUACCCAUCCGCAAACCAUUGCGGCCACCGCUUGAUCCACUUGUCAUACAAAAGAUGACACGUGCGUUCAGUGUUCUUGGAUCGCCGCAGCGAAUCGCAGCAAGAUUGACAUAUAUCAUUGAACGUAAGGAACAC
Molecule: messenger RNA, 738 nt
Organism: Zychaea mexicana
Lineage: Eukaryota; Fungi; Mucoromycota; Mucoromycetes; Mucorales; Lichtheimiaceae
Product: kinase-like domain-containing protein
Exons: 1
Biological process (GO): intracellular signal transduction; protein phosphorylation
Cellular component (GO): cytoplasm
Molecular function (GO): ATP binding; protein serine/threonine kinase activity
Source: RefSeq, a predicted model, not a curated record